Zophobas morio is the source of this 447-nucleotide messenger RNA. RefSeq lists its product as uncharacterized. The annotation marks the transcript as partial. The record is from RefSeq and is a predicted model, not a curated record. Lineage: Eukaryota; Metazoa; Arthropoda; Insecta; Coleoptera; Tenebrionidae. The transcript is spliced from 2 exons.
AUGGAGGAUUGUUUACUGCUUCAAGGUGACUUAAAUAACCUAAAAGAAUGGUGCUUCCAAAACUUUUUGCCGUUAAAUACAGAUAAAUGUCAGGUUGUCUCCUUCACGCUAUCUCAUAAUUUUCCACAAUUCGAUUAUGAUAUUGAUAAUCAUGUUCUGAAGCGAUGCACGUCUGUAAAGGAUCUUGGUGUGCUCUACGAUUCGAAAUUUACCUUUAAAGAACAUGUUGUUAAUAGUGUAGAUAAAGCUGGUAAGAUGUACGGAUUAGAAUACUGUCCACUUGCUUGGUUCCCCUACUACAAUUAUCAGAUAUUAAUGCUUGAGACUGUACAACGUAAGUUUUUGAAGUAUUUGUAUUUCAAGGAUGAAGGUGCAUGGCCAGCCAGAAAUUACCCACAAGAAGUUUUAUUAGAGAAAUACAACUUUAAUUCCCUUCAAUGCAGACGA